AUGAUUACAAGAGCUCAAAAAGGUAUUUCAAAAUCUAAACAGUUUCCUAAUUAUGUGUCUCAUUUAUCUGUCAAGCAUUCUAUUUCUCCAUCCAAUAGAUCUUUAUUAACCACCGUAGUUGAGCCAAAAACUUUUAAGAGUGCCAUUAAAGAUCAUAAGUGGCAAGUGUCUAUGAAGGAUGAGUAUACUUCUUUUAGGAAUAAUGGUACAUGGGUUUAUAUGGCACCUGCGCCACAUAUGAAUACUUUAGGACCAAAAUGGGUCUAUAAAGUCAAAAAGAAGGCAGAUGGUACUAUAGAUAGAUUUAAAUCUAGAUUGGUUGCAAAAGUUUAUGAUCAACAAGAUGGUAUAGAUUGUAAUGAAACAUUUAGUCAUGUGGUUAAGUGUACUACUGUUAGAGUUGUAUUGUGUAUGGCACUUACAUACAACUGGCAUGUCAGACAAUUACAUUAA
Papaver somniferum (opium poppy) is the source of this 453-nucleotide messenger RNA. RefSeq lists its product as uncharacterized. Lineage: Eukaryota; Viridiplantae; Streptophyta; Magnoliopsida; Ranunculales; Papaveraceae. The transcript has a single exon. Bases 1 to 453 code for a protein of 150 amino acids. The record is from RefSeq and is a predicted model, not a curated record.